Adineta ricciae is the source of this 1284-nucleotide messenger RNA. NCBI's taxonomy places the organism in Eukaryota, Metazoa, Rotifera, Eurotatoria, Adinetida, Adinetidae. The record is from the annotation of a GenBank genome assembly.
AUGUGCUGUGGAACCCGGAUUUGUGGAAAUUGUUCAGAAAAAUUAAAACAAUGUUCGCAAUGUCCGUUCUGUUCAGAACCUGGAGCCAGUGACAUAAAACCAGACAGGGGCUACGAGCGCGAGCUGAGAAGGAUGCAAAUAUCUUGUCCAAGAUGCAAUGAACAAUUUUCUGGCCGCUUCCCUGAAUUGAUUAUUCAUUUAGGCAAGCACCGUGACCUACCUUGUCCUAACUGCGCUGAAAAGUUCGUUUUUCCGCAGGAAUUGAACAGUCAUCAGUAUAAUACGUGCGAACAUCGUGUGAUAGAGUGUCCACUGAGUUUUCUCGGAUGUGACAAAAUGGUGCCCCACAAAUAUAUUGAAAAGCAUCUUUUAAGCAAUUACCAUCAACGACUUUUGUUAAACUUCGUACAGACAAUAUUUUCGCCAUCAUUAUUAAACAACAUUUUAUCAAAAGAUUCCAAAAAUGCCGAACAGACGUUUGAAAAAACAUUACGGGAGUAUUUAGAAAAGAUAAAUCCUUUGAUUGAAUACGUGGACCAAUGCACGAGAAAUUGCCACCAGUUGAGUUCGAAAAAGCAAGACAUGGAAACAAAGAUUAAUGAAAUACGAACACAGUCCGUUGCUGUUAAAGAAUCAGCGGAAAAUGCGGUUAAAUUAAUUAAAAGUAUUUAUCAAAUCAUAACUAGUAUAACUGAAAUUUUAAACAAAAUGAAAUCUCAACCGAUAGGCGGCUCGAGACUAUUAGAUACAGACGGAACUUACAUCUGGAAGGUGAAACUGUCCGACUUGAUAAGCAAUCGACAGACAUUACAAUCUAACGUGUUUCUCACUUGCCAAAGCGGAUACAAAUUAGUACUUCAAUGUGAAAUUUAUGAGAAUACAUUGACAAAAACGAGUUAUAUUUCAGUAGCCGUUGCCAUCCUUCGCGGAGAGUAUGAUGCUAUUCUCAGCUGGCCGAUGCCUUAUCCAAUCACACUGGCGAUAGUUGAUUUAUCCGGAAAAAGAAAUGAUAUUUCAUAUCCGAUCCAUAUGGAUCCGUCUAUGCCACCACUUCAAAGACCAAUGAAUGAUUCGAAUCCUCCAUGCAAAGUGGACCAGUUUUAUCCUUUGGAAAAAAUAAUGAAAAAUAAUAAUCGUUACGCACAAAACGAUGCAAUGUUCAUUCGAGUGCAUCUGGAUUUCGUGGCAGGAAGUCUUAAUUCAAUACCAAACAGAGAACAGCCGAAGUUGCAGAAUUACGAUUCUGUUCCGAAUAAAAUAGCAUCUCAAUUGCUGGCGGACUGA